CAGCGCUCCUUCACCCGGAAGCAGCUGUCCAGUCACCUCUGUGCCUCCGCGAGGGAAAAAUAGCACGUUUUUAUCGUCUUCAUUGUUUGAUUUUAAAGCCUGAAUCUCCACUCAAACCAGUUAGAUAAAGCCACCAUGUUGUCCUCACGAAACCCUCUCUCCGUCAACAAAGACUCCAACCUCGACAAGCAGAUGAGCAACAUGGCAAUCAACAAAGAAAACACGCCUCCCAGUCUGAACAGUACCCGCAUCUUGGCGUCCAAAACGGCGCGGAAGAUUUUCAGCGACGGCGCGUCUCCGUCUCCAAAGAAGCCCAGCAGCUCGGAGGAGCCGCUGCUGAAGGAAAACCCUCGCCGCUUCGUCGUCUUCCCCAUCCAGUACCACGACAUCUGGCAGAUGUACAAGAAGGCCGAGGCGUCUUUCUGGACGGCAGAGGAGGUGGAUCUGUCCAAGGACCAGCUGCACUGGGAGUCUCUGAAGGACGAGGAGCGAUACUUCAUCUCCCACGUCCUGGCCUUCUUUGCUGCCAGUGACGGCAUCGUCAACGAGAACCUGGUGGAGCGCUUCACCCAGGAGGUGCAGGUGACGGAGGCUCGCUGCUUCUACGGCUUCCAGAUCGCCAUGGAGAAUAUUCACUCUGAGAUGUACAGCCUUCUGAUCAACACCUACAUCAAGGAGUCCAGCGAGAGGGACUUCCUGUUCAACGCCAUCGAGACUCUGCCCUGCGUGAAGAAGAAAGCUGACUGGGCUCUGAACUGGAUCGGGAACCAGAACGCCACCUACGGAGAGCGGGUCGUAGCCUUCGCCGCCGUGGAGGGAAUCUUCUUCUCCGGGUCGUUUGCUUCCAUCUUCUGGCUGAAGAAGAGAGGACUGAUGCCGGGCCUGACCUUCAGCAACGAGCUCAUCAGCAGGGACGAGGGCCUCCACUGCGACUUCGCCUGCCUGAUGUUCAAGCACCUUCAGACCAAACCGUCCUCUGAGACGGUGGUCCGGAUCAUCAGGGACGCCGUGGCCAUCGAGCAGGAGUUCCUGACGGAGGCUCUGCCGGUGAAGCUGAUCGGGAUGAACUGUGAUCUGAUGAAAACGUACAUCGAGUUCGUGGCCGACCGGCUGCUGCUGGAGCUGGGCUUCUCCAAGAUUUUCCGGGCCGAGAACCCGUUUGACUUCAUGGAGAACAUUUCUCUGGAGGGGAAGACCAACUUCUUCGAGAAGCGGGUCGGGGAGUACCAGAGGAUGGGGGUGAUGUCGGGCCCCACGGACAACACCUUCAGGCUGGACGCUGAUUUCUGAGACCUGGACCUGGAGGACCUGGUCUCCGGGGGACCUGGGGGUCCGGUUCUGGUCUCCGGGGGGACCCGG
This is a messenger RNA of Cololabis saira (Pacific saury), 1359 nucleotides long. Its product is annotated as ribonucleoside-diphosphate reductase subunit M2-like. The coding region runs from base 136 to 1290 and encodes 384 amino acids. Lineage: Eukaryota; Metazoa; Chordata; Actinopteri; Beloniformes; Belonidae. The record is from RefSeq and is a predicted model, not a curated record. Gene Ontology annotation, cellular component: cytosol. Gene Ontology annotation, molecular function: ribonucleoside-diphosphate reductase activity, thioredoxin disulfide as acceptor. The transcript is spliced from 11 exons. Gene Ontology annotation, biological process: deoxyribonucleotide biosynthetic process.